Messenger RNA from Rhodamnia argentea, 1693 nucleotides. RefSeq names its product serine/threonine-protein phosphatase PP1 isozyme 9. Lineage: Eukaryota; Viridiplantae; Streptophyta; Magnoliopsida; Myrtales; Myrtaceae. Gene Ontology annotation, cellular component: nucleus; cytoplasm. Gene Ontology annotation, molecular function: protein serine/threonine phosphatase activity. The transcript has 4 exons. The record is from RefSeq and is a predicted model, not a curated record. The coding region runs from base 240 to 1208 and encodes 322 amino acids.
UCUCUCCCUCCUCUGUCUCUCUGUCUGUCUCCCUGUCUCGCUCGGUCUCUCUCCAUAAAGUUUUCAACUUGCGAUCCAUUUCUCUCAAUUUAUUGAUGCCCGAAAGCAUACCUCCUCAUCCCCCUUCAAGAAACUCAAUAAUCGAUCCGUUCUUAUUUCUCUGUCUUUCUGUGACCCCGAAUUUCGAUCUUUGUUUGGAUGUUUUAUCUUUAGGGUGUGGAUAGGAUAGGUGAAGAAAGAUGAUGAAGAUGACGAUGGAAGGGAUGAUGGACAGGGGGGUGUUGGAGGACAUAAUAAGGAGAUUGUUAGAAGGCAAAGGAGGGAAGCAAGUUCAAUUGUCCGAGGCCGAGAUCCGACAGCUGUGCAUCAACGCGCGUCAAAUCUUCUUGUCCCAGCCCAAUCUCCUCGAGGUCCAUGCCCCAAUUCGCAUCUGUGGUGAUAUACACGGACAGUACCAAGAUUUGUUGAGGUUAUUCGAGUACGGAGGCUAUCCUCCUGCCUCAAACUAUCUCUUCCUUGGAGACUAUGUUGAUCGUGGCAAACAGAGUCUGGAGACGAUAUGUUUGCUUCUAGCUUACAAGAUAUUGUACCCGGAUAAAAUCUUCCUCUUGCGGGGAAACCACGAGGAUGCGAAGAUUAAUCGUAUAUACGGGUUCUACGAUGAGUGCAAGAGGAGGUUUAAUGUUAGGCUCUGGAAAAUGUUCACUGACUGCUUCAACUGUUUGCCCGUAGCCGCGCUCAUCGAUGAGAAGAUACUUUGCAUGCACGGGGGUCUCUCUCCGGAGUUGCAAAAUUUGGAUCAAAUAAAAGAAAUCGAGAGGCCUACUGAAAUUCCGGACGCUGGCCUCCUCUGCGAUCUUCUUUGGUCUGACCCUAAUCCCAGCACUGCAGGAUGGACAGAUAGUGACCGCGGAGUCUCAUGUACUUUUGGGGCUGAUCGGGUUGCUGACUUCUUGGACAAGAAUGACCUUGACCUUAUCUGCCGAGGACACCAAGUGGUGGAGGAUGGAUAUGAGUUCUUUGCUAAGCGAAGGCUGGUGACAAUAUUUUCGGCUCCGAACUAUGGCGGGGAGUUUGACAAUGCAGGUGCUUUGCUAAGCGUCGACGAGUCUUUACUGUGCUCUUUUGAGAUACUGAAACCACUUGACAACAAGGCAUCCUCGAGCAAAGUAACUCUUAAGAAGCCUCCGAAAUUCGGGAAGGUGUGAUAUGGAUUAGGAGGUUUCCUUCAAGUACUUAUUCAACUUCAAGCCCACGAGGUAGUAACCUCGGUAUGACCUUGCAUGUAUUUACACUUAAGUUAGAUUCCAUUGGCAAAGAGGAAGCCUUUUUGCGCCAGCAAUCGCCGUCUUUCGAAUGCAUGGACGCGGGGUGGCGCUCAUUAUUCGUGUAAGUUUUUGUACAAUCUGUAUAUCAAUCAACACAUGCUAAUUGCCGUGCAAGUCCAGAGAUUUUUCUUGUUUGCUUCUUAGAUUUCUCCUUAAGGUAUUCUGUUUGGAAGCCCCUACAGAGAGUGCAUCGCGUCGAUCUUGGUUGGGCACUGUUUCUUGUCUGUGGAAUGUCGGUUUGUCUCUUAGAGUAUGUAGAUUGGCUGGCUCUUCAAAAGAGCUUUUGUAUCUAAACCAGUUUGACAGUAGCUCUCUAGUUUCAACCAUUUUUCGAACUUCAAAGGAUAUCUGCGUCGUUUUUUUCG